AAAUGCUAAUGUUGCAGCACGGCGACAGAUCGACAAGAGCUUACUGGCAAUAGUACAUUUGCGUGUGGAAUACAUUUGAAGUUCUGUACAGUAAGGAGUUCUUCGCUCGCCUUUAUAUGGCUAUUUGUAUUGCCGAAUGGAAUCCUGAUAUGAACUGAAAUGAAUUAUUAUCGUGGGGUUCUUAGAAGAAAUCGGUUCGGCGCCAGUCGUAAUACACAAGUAUAUGUUUUUAAUAAUAUGAAGUGAAGUGAAGACCUUUAAUACAGUAUUAUAUUAAACGUAGCUAAGCCUAUAAUGAAUUGAGAAGUGGAGAUUAAUACAGUAGCAAUUUUAAAAACAAAAAGAUGGAUAAUCAACAAAAUUAAUUGCGGCGGCAAUAGAUUCAUAGUUACGUGAGAAAGGGACAAGUUACGUGCGUAUAUAUCGCAUUGCUAUUGUCCAGAACGGUCGUCUACAUGAUUCUGCACAAUGAUGUGAUGGCAGACCGUCUGAAUGUGGACGCGACGUCAAAUAUUAAAGCCGUAAGCUCUUUGGUUAAUCACAGAUUAAAAUUGCCACCGAUCGCUACAGGUUACAACAACGCUGGCAAACAUCAUAACAACAGGUCACUGUCUUAUGGAAAUCGUGAUUUGAAAACAGGCCAAGAUUUCAGCCUACCUCGGAUCAAUUUGAACGCGCUUGUGGGGUCAGAAAACGAUGUGGACAACGGGACAGGUCCUGGUAAUAAAAGUCUGGAAAACCAGAUGCUUACAUUUCCUCGAGUUUACACUGUCCUACCUCCGAUUGGAAAAACAUUCGAUGCUUCUUCAUCGCUGAAAACAACGACCGUUAACAUUCCUAAUGCCCCGGUUAAUGGAACGAAGCGUCACAGGCGCUCAACUCGAGCAAGAAGAAAUAAAAAAUUGCAAGAAAAUCCGGAAUUGAAACACGACUUAACGGAGACAUUAGGCGAUAUAUCAAAAUCGGAAACGGUUGUCGAACAGCCAGCUGUGUUGAUUAAAACGACUGUCGCCGAUUCGCAAAAUGGGGAGAAGUUUUCUCUUCAAAUACCCGACCCAGCAUUGCCUUCGGUCAAAAUAGAUGUAGCAGAAACAGACAGAGAAACACGGCUACGUCGCUCGGAAACUUUAAAAUCAGAUAGCGGAAAGGGUCCGGUCACUUUAGGUACGGAUUCGAUAUACGCUACGAUCACUGUACCUGAGACAAAUGAUGAUUUUAAUAACGAGGAUAAUCGGCAAGAAGCAGAAUCUCCCUUCCCACAAUUUAGCACAGUCCCAGAGGCCUUAAGACUUUACGCAGACGUAUAUCCCCCGUCACCACCAUCUAGCGCAAGACGGGGCAAAAUUGCCGUCGAAAAGACGAGACAAUUACUCGUGGAAGAAAACGGCCUUCGCAUUUCUUUCAUGGAGAAUUUCGGCAUUCGCAGGCGAAAUGCAACGUGCGUUGAAUUGGACGACGCUUUGAAAAAUGCCGUCCAGUUGCUUCGCGAUUUAUUUUUAAGAAAAACUAUGGAGGAAUUGUGUAUGCUAUGGUAAGCCUUUGCAGCAAUGAAUCUGCGUAGAACGCGAGCCAUUUUGAAGGCUUUUUUGAGUGGCUUAGACUGGAAUACGCCAGCUGAUAAUAUAUAUGAUUGAAGAUGAUUUUGUC
Dendronephthya gigantea is the source of this 1647-nucleotide messenger RNA. RefSeq lists its product as uncharacterized. The transcript has 2 exons. Lineage: Eukaryota; Metazoa; Cnidaria; Anthozoa; Malacalcyonacea; Nephtheidae. The coding region runs from base 456 to 1535 and encodes 359 amino acids. The record is from RefSeq and is a predicted model, not a curated record.